Fonsecaea nubica is the source of this 447-nucleotide messenger RNA. RefSeq lists its product as hypothetical. The transcript is spliced from 2 exons. The record is from RefSeq and is a predicted model, not a curated record. Bases 1 to 447 code for a protein of 148 amino acids. Lineage: Eukaryota; Fungi; Ascomycota; Eurotiomycetes; Chaetothyriales; Herpotrichiellaceae.
AUGGCUCCGAAGGCCAAGUUUAGGAGCCAUCUAUCUCACGGGUCGGGACCGAGAGGUGUGGUCUCAGGGGACGGACCUCGUCGCCAUCGCAGACAGGCCACGCUCGAAUCGAUUAAGGAGUUGGAUUGCAGAGUCCCUGGUCCCAACGCUACACAGAAUAGGACGACAUCUUUCGCCGCCUCCCAGAGGAGAAUUCGUGGCGGCACCUCCGAGUUUGGCACCAAUUUUGCAGAAUAUUCCGACACAGCCAUCACCCAAGCAGCGAAUCUCUUGGGGACAGUGCUUGCCUCGCUCUUGCCUGUUGUUGCCAUCAUCGUGCUUUACCUGAUAGAAGGAAUGGGCAUCCGUCUGGGACUAGUUGCCAUCUUCAGUGCGCUUUUUUCAACGUGUCUGUGGUUUUUGAAUGAUGGGAAAUUGAUUGAGGUGUUUUCAGCAACUUCUGCGUGA